This is a messenger RNA of Antrostomus carolinensis (chuck-will's-widow), 723 nucleotides long. RefSeq names its product caspase-1-like. NCBI's taxonomy places the organism in Eukaryota, Metazoa, Chordata, Aves, Caprimulgiformes, Caprimulgidae. The record is from RefSeq and is a predicted model, not a curated record. Gene Ontology annotation, cellular component: NLRP3 inflammasome complex; IPAF inflammasome complex; AIM2 inflammasome complex. Gene Ontology annotation, molecular function: cysteine-type endopeptidase activity. Gene Ontology annotation, biological process: proteolysis; regulation of inflammatory response.
CUUCCCUCCUCACAGAUCUAUCCCAUCCAUCUGCCACGGGAGACACGAACCCGUAGGGCCCUGCUCAUCUGCAACAUCGAGUCUGAGCACUUGAGCCGGCGGGAUGGGGCUGAAGUGGAUGUGGAGGGGAUGACAAAGCUGCUGGAAGGGCUGGGCUGCGUGGUGGACGUCCAUCAUGACUUAACUUCCCAGAUGACUAUGGUCAUGAAGGAUUUUGCAAAUCACAAAGAGCACUGCACCUCUGACAGCACCUUCCUGGUCCUCAUGUCCCAUGGGGUCAGCUGUGGGACCAAGAGCAGAGGUGAGACCACAGACAUCCUUUCCCUCGACACCAUCUACGAGAAAUUCAACAACAAGCGCUGCCACGCGCUGCUGGGCAAACCCAAAGUGGUCAUUAUCCAGUCCUGCCGUGGAGACAAGGUGGGGUCUGUGAUGGAGAGUGACUCCGGCCACCCUGCCGUGCCUGCUCCCAGCUGGGCUCACACCGUCCCUGCAGCGCUGGAAGAUGAUGCCAUCUUUGAAGUCCACCUGGAGAGUGAUUUUGCCACUCUACAUUCCUCCACGCCUGAUACUGUCUCCUGGAGAGGCUCAGCAAUGGGCUCCCUUUUCAUCCAGCGCCUGAUGGAGCAGGUCCAAUAUUCCUGUGGAAAAUUCCCUCGGCAGUUGCCAACACAAGAACGGACCACGAUGCUCAGGAAGUUCUACCUCUUCCCAGGCCACUGA